AUUGCCCAGAUUCUAUGGCUCUUGGUAAAACAGGAUCCAAGAGUAGCUGUGUUCCUCUGACUCUUCAUCCUGAUCAGCUUUCAAGCACGCUGUGUCUCUUUGUUAAAGAUAUGGAUGUCAUGAGGCCCCUGAUCAACGAGCAGCACUUCGAUGGGACGUCCGAUGAGGAGCACGAGCAGGAGCUCCUGCCGGUCCAGAAGCACUACCAGCUCCCGAACCAGGCUGGCAUCUCAUUUGUACAAACGCUUAUGCAUCUUCUCAAAGGAAACAUUGGAACUGGAUUGUUAGGACUUCCCUUGGCCAUAAAAAAUGCAGGCAUAGUGCUCGGGCCAAUUAGCCUGGUGUUUAUUGGAAUUAUAUCUGUCCACUGUAUGCACAUUUUGGUACGUUGCAGUCACUUUCUAUGUCAGAGGUUUAAAAAGUCCACAUUAGGUUACAGUGACACUGUGAGCUUUGCCAUGGAAGCAUGUCCGUGGAGCUGUUUUCAGAAGCAAGCAGCGUGGGGCAGGAGUGUGGUUGACUUUUUUCUCGUGAUAACCCAGCUGGGAUUCUGUAGUGUUUAUAUUGUCUUCUUAGCUGAAAAUGUGAAACAAGUUCAUGAAGGAUUCCUGGAGAGAACAGUGUUUGUUUCGAACGCUACCAAUUCAUCUCUUCCAUGUGAGAGAAGUGUUGACCUCAGGAUGUACAUGCUUUGCUUGCUUCCGUUUAUAAUUCUUUUGGUCUUCAUCCGCGAACUGAAGAAUUUAUUUGUGCUCUCGUUUCUUGCCAACCUGUCCAUGGCUGUCAGCCUUGUGAUCAUAUAUCAAUAUGUUAUCAGGAACAUGCCUGAUCCCCACAACCUUCCAAUAGUGGCAGGCUGGAAGAAAUACCCACUCUUUUUUGGGACUGCUGUAUUUGCUUUUGAAGGCAUAGGAGUGGUUCUUCCACUAGAAAAUCAAAUGAAAGACUCAAAACGCUUUCCUCAAGCACUGAAUAUUGGCAUGGGCAUUGUUACAGCUCUGUAUAUCACGUUAGCUACCUUGGGAUACAUGUGUUUUCAAGAUGAAAUUAAAGGCAGCAUAACUUUAAAUCUUCCCCAGGACAUAUGGUUGUAUCAACUAGUGAAAAUCCUAUAUUCCUUUGGCAUUUUUGUGACAUAUUCAAUUCAGUUCUAUGUUCCAGCAGAAAUUAUUAUACCAGCUAUAACAUCCAAAGUUCACACUAAAUGGAAACAAACCUGUGAAUUUGCCAUAAGGUCCUUAUUGGUUAGUAUUACUUGUGCAGGGGCAGUUCUGAUCCCUCGUCUGGACAUUGUGAUCUCCUUUGUUGGAGCCGUGAGCAGCAGCACCUUGGCCCUGAUCCUGCCCCCUCUGGUGGAAAUUCUGACAUUCUCUAAGGAACACUACAAUAUCUGGAUGGUCCUGAAAAAUAUUUCCAUAGCGUUCACUGGCGUGGUCGGCUUCUUGCUAGGCACAUAUGUAACUGUCGAAGAAAUUAUUUAUCCUACUCCCCAAGUUACAACUGGCACGCUACAGAAUCCCUCUCUAAAUGUAAAUUCAACAUGCCUUGCAUCCGGUUUGAAAUAGUAGAUGCAGAAUUCUGAGUAUUCUAUUUUUUUUUUCAUUUCUGAAAAUGAUAAAGAACUAGUAGGAUAUAAUGCCACCUACUACUUAAAAAUAGAGCCAAGCACUUUUUUUUGGUUGUUUUGUUUGCCUUUAUUUGCUUGUUUUUAGGUCGCACCCAGCAGUGUUUAGGGGUUACUCUUGGCUCUCACUCAGGGUCCUUCCUGGCAGUGCUCUAGGGACCAUAUAGGAUGCCAGGGAUUGAACCUGGGUCGGCUGCGUGCAAAGCAAAUGCCCCAUUUGCUGUGCUAUCACUCCAGACCCUGUUUUGUUUGCCUUGUUUGUUUGCUUUUUGACAUAAUUUUCAUAUUUGGGGAGUUUACUGUAAUUUUUUUUUUACCAGCAGUGUUUGGUAAAUUGUGACCAAUCCAUGGUUUUAAGUACCAGCAAUAAUUUUUUUAAAAA
Molecule: messenger RNA, 2006 nt
Organism: Suncus etruscus (white-toothed pygmy shrew)
Lineage: Eukaryota; Metazoa; Chordata; Mammalia; Eulipotyphla; Soricidae
Gene: SLC36A4
Product: solute carrier family 36 member 4
Exons: 10
Coding region: 15-1565 (516 amino acids)
Biological process (GO): amino acid transmembrane transport; L-alanine transport
Cellular component (GO): vacuolar membrane
Molecular function (GO): L-proline transmembrane transporter activity; L-alanine transmembrane transporter activity
Source: RefSeq, a predicted model, not a curated record